This is a messenger RNA of Cutaneotrichosporon oleaginosum, 1604 nucleotides long. RefSeq lists its product as uncharacterized. Gene Ontology annotation, cellular component: membrane. The record is from RefSeq and is a predicted model, not a curated record. Gene Ontology annotation, molecular function: transmembrane transporter activity. Lineage: Eukaryota; Fungi; Basidiomycota; Tremellomycetes; Trichosporonales; Trichosporonaceae. Gene Ontology annotation, biological process: transmembrane transport.
UGUCAUGCGAGUUGUGUGAGACGUUGACAUCGCACUCUCACACCAGCAGCAUGUCCCCAACAACAUCGGCGUCGGAGGCGACACCGCUUCUCCCGGUGGACGCCCCGCGUCCGGCACGGUUGGCCCCAGUUCGCCGCCUUCAGCUCAUCUCAUACCUCAUGGUGGCGGCGAUGUCGAUGCCGAACACAUCGCUACUCUACGUGAUGCGUACGAUGAGUUGCGACGCUUUCGACGCCGACCACCCAUUCGAGGGUAAAGGCGACCGAUGCCAUGCCCCCGAUGUCGAGAGCCUGGCCGCGGCCAACACGGCUGCGAUGAGCUCGGUGCAGACAAUAGGCGGUAUCCUGUCAAUUUUCGUGACCCAGUUUUGGAUCGCGCGCCUCGGAACUAAGACUGCCAUGUUCCAGGGCUCGAUUUGGAGCUCGAUCCGCAUGAUCACGCAUGUUUAUGCAAUGUACAUCGGGGGCGCUACUGGUGUGCGCAUCACGAUCGCUGCGCAGCUGCUCUGCAUCCUCGGCUCGCCCGGAGGCUUCAUGCUCGCAACCAACUCGGCGCUGAUGGAGACCGUGCCCGCCGCCCAGCGCACGGCCAUGUUUGGGAUGCUGGGCGGCGCCCAAAUGGCAGGAUAUGGCACUGGCCUCGUCAUGGGAGGCACGCUGUAUACCUAUCUCGGUUUAUAUGGGCCAUUCUUGACGGCAUUCGUCAUGCUCGUCCUCGUCGUCCUCUUGGGUCUUUCGAUCAUCCCAUAUGUCCCGCCCGCGCACAAACGCCCCGGCCCGGACGGCAAGCCGGCCGCUAAACCGAGUGCGCUCAACGCCUUGAAGAUGUUCAGGCCCAUGAGGGACGCGCAGGGACGCCGUUCAUGGACGCUCCUCUGCCUGAUCUGUGGCGUCUUCAUGGCCUCGCUUGCUACUGGCUACGUUCCAAUUGCACUGCAGCUAAUGGGCCAGGCGCUCUUCGGCUUUGAGCCGAACAUGACGUCGGCCAUGCUGCUUGGCAACAUGGUCAUGCGGACCAUCUUCCUCAUGUUCAUCUUCCCGCGCCUCAUCGCAGCUGGACGCAGGUGGCUCGCGUCCAAGUUGCCUGUGGAGCCCAUCGCCUCGGAAACCGCCAGUGUUCACAGCGCCGGAGAGUCGGAAGCUGAAGAGGACGCAUCGCCUCUGGAGCGUAACAAUGCCGCCUUCGACAUCCACUUCCUCCGCCUCUCAAUCCUGGUCGAUGCCGUGCUGACGGGAGCCGUUUCCUUCGUUCGCAAAGACUGGCAGCUGUUCGUCGCAGCGGCCAUCUUGCCGCUGGCCAGCGGGACCGGCCCAGCAGCCAAGGGCGUGGUCACUGAGCUUGUGGGACCCGAGCACAAGCAGGAGGCCUUGAGCGCCAUCGCCCUCGUGGAGAGCAUGGCAACCGUGAGCACCGUUGGCCUGUUUGGCUCGGCGUACGCUGCCCUGGCAAAGCAGGGCAUGCCGCAAAUGGUGUUUGCCGCCAACGCCGCGGUCGCAUUCGUCGCAUUCAACAUCCUGGUACCUGUCCGGUUACGUCCGGUCGCUUAGUGAGGGCUGGGUAGAGAGGUUUAGGAUCUCUGUAUGGCAUGCAGAUCUAAGUCCUUA